AUGCCAGCACAGUGGAACUCAUACCUGCGCGAGCAUUUGAAACUGACAGUGAGCCGCAGAACACUAAGAUGUGAGGGAGCCACAAGGUUGAGCAGACUUGUCGUAUUCAACCGCUAUUUCGAGGCUGCCGAUCAUGUCCGAUUUCCCCCGGCGUCCUUGCUCCAAGCCAACUCCACACCGUGGUAUGAGGAGUACUUCCAGGCCUACACCCAGUGCAAGACCUGGGAAGGUAUGAUUGCUGCUGACCUGACGGCCUGCGACUACUACUGCACAUCCCAGGUGAAGGUGAUGGGCGAGAACUGCACCUCGCUGGGUGAGGAGUGUGGCCCGCUGGAUUGCGCCCCAGUGAGCGGUGAGGGCUACAAGGCCUUCCUGGAUCGCAUGAUCGCUGAGCUUAAGGCGCAGAUGGGCGUUCUGGAUCUGGCCCGGUACAACGAGUCCCACCGCUGCAACGACAUCAUGGGCACCGCGGAGCGGUGCUUCAAGAACUGCGAUGGCCAUGUGGAGGAGAUUGUCCCGAAGACCCAGUCGGACAUUCCAGGAUGCUGUGCUCCACGCACUCAGGGAGAGGACGCCAAGUGCAAAGAGCUGACCAGCCAGCGCGAGGCUUGGGAGGCCUAUGACCAGUGUUACGACACGUCGAUUCCGCAGUGGGAGACGACCAAGGCAGAGCAAGUCGCUGAGGGCCAAGCACGCAUGGCUCAGAUGCGCUCCCUGCAGAGGAUGCUUUGCUACGUGGACUCCUUUGGCCCCGACCAGAAGUCCAAGUUCAGCAUUUGCAUGGAGAAGGACUUCACCAAGGACGAGGAGGUCCUCGCCAUGGAGCUCGAGCCAGGCGGGAGUGGCACUCACGCGGUGGCACUGCCGUCUCUCCGAGGUGAGACCCCUGGCACCAAGGAGUUCGAUGCGCUGCACUACGGCCACCUGCCUGCGGGCCUGGCUGGCUGCCCCACUGUGCAGUGCCAGGACGGACCCAGGGAAAUCCCAACUCAUGGGACGGGAUCCCACCCCCUCCCCCCAGCCAAAAAACCUCUCCUUUGUAGAUGGCCUUGGUGGAACAGGGUUGCGGAGGGUCGGGAUCACAUGGGGAAGUAG
This is a messenger RNA of Effrenium voratum, 1095 nucleotides long. Lineage: Eukaryota; Dinophyceae; Suessiales; Symbiodiniaceae. The record is from the annotation of a GenBank genome assembly.